CACGCGCACUAAAAACAUGGCGGAUAAACACUAACCCUCACAUUUGAGAAUUUACACAAAAACCUUUCCGCGCAAGAGAGGUACGAAAUAAAGCGUGAUUAUGAAGAAACCCCUACCACAGAAAGCUGUAGAUUGGAAAGAUGGUAGACGGAUCAAACAUGCUCGCAGUGGUCGCCCCUCUAGUGUGCCAUCACAGUACCAAGGACAUUUCUGCUGGGAUAAGUACCUGAAAGAGACAGGAGCGAUGGCUGCACCCGCUCGCUGCUUCAGACAGAGCACUACCCCUCCGGUGAACGAGUUUAAGGCAGGUAUGAAGCUGGAAGCUCAGGAUCCCAGGAACACUACAUCCACCUGCAUCGCCACCGUGGUGGGCCUGACCGGCUCUCGUCUCCGCCUGCGACUGGAUGGCAGCGACAACAAGAAUGAUUUCUGGCGUCUAGUUGACUCCUCUGAAAUCCAGCCUAUCGGGAAUUGCGAGAAAAAUGGUGGAAUGCUACAGCCACCACUAGGUUUUCGUCUGAAUGCGUCGUCCUGGCCCAUGUUCCUAUUAAAAACACUUAAUGGAGCAGAAAUGGCCCCAGCUCGCAUCUUUCACAAGGUAGUAGUCAUACAACAAACCAUGCUAAAAACAGUUUUCCUUCCAUCUCCCUGGUCCCUAACAGGAGCCACACAUCCCAAAGACAUUAAGGAGCCGCCUGCCCCAGAGCAGAACAAUUUUCAGGUGGGGAUGAAGCUGGAGGCAGUGGACAGGAAGAACCCUCAUUUCAUCUGUCCUGCCACAGUGGGUGCAUUGCGAGGCGUGGAGGUGCUGGUCACCUUCGAUGGCUGGCGGGGUGCCUUUGAUUACUACUGCCGCUAUGAUUCCAGAGACAUCUUCCCUGUGGGCUGGUGUGCACUCACUGGAGACAACCUGCAGCCGCCAGGCACUAAAGUUGGGUUACCGAAAACACCAGGUGCACCUGGUGCCCUGCCAGACAGUAGUGUAGAUGGGUUAGGUAUGCCCCCUAUGCCAGGCAAACCACCACCCCAGAACAAAUGUAAGCCUGGCCGCAAGAAAAGCAAACUAACUGUGCCCUGGGGACAAAGAGAAACAAUUCGUCCUGAGAAAGACCAGCCUGACAAGGAACUGGAAAUUAUAAAAAUCCCCAAGAAACGAGGCCCCAAACCAGGAAGCAAGCUGGGCUGGGCCAAGGGGGCGGUGUGGCUAGAAGGGGCGAUUGCAGGUCCUGGUAGACCCAAAGGCAGACUGCUAUCAAACUGGGCCCAGAAAGUGCAGCAGAACCUGGAGGAACCUAUCAAAAUCCAAAAAAGAGGCCCCAAACCUGGCAGCAAGAGAAAGCCCAGAUUGUUGCCCAACCCUAUGCCAACCUCCCCAAGCAGUAGCACGCCAGAGCCAGACACAAGCUCGGUUCCGCUGGACAACGCCACCAUUCCCAGCGCUGCCCUACAGGCUCCUACAGUGUGUGUGUACCUGAACAAGUAUGGGAAGGUUGGUCCCCACCUGGAUGCACGGCGAAUUCAGUCUUUACCGGAUCACUUUGGACCUGGUCGAGCUUCCUCAGUGCUGCAGCAGUGUGUCCAGGCCUGUGUUGACUGUGCACAUAACCAGAGCACUGUCUUCUCCAGUCUCAAACCAGGACAUGGAGGAGAGCUCAUAUCAGCUAACUUUGAGCAACAGCACCACACUCUUACAUUGCCAGCAGUGAAUAGUGUGACGUACGUGUUGCGCUUCCUUGAGAAACUCUGCCACAACCUGCACUGUGACCUGCUGUUUGGCAAUCAGCCUGUCCCCCUGGGAGGAGUUCACUACGACAGCCGACCAUACACAGAGAGGAGGAACUUUACAAAAAGUCUGAGUUCUGGACCUGGUCGAGGAACUAAGAGAUUCCUCCAGCACGACACCUACAACAGCAAUGCGGUACCUCACAAAAUAGCCAAAACCCAUCGUUUCGCUUUAGAAGAGCCAUUCCUGAUGCAGAACGGGGUUGGCGGCUUAGAGGUCUUAGAGAAAGCACAUUUGUCUCCUGGAUUCGGCUUGUCAAUGCGUCCUCUCUCUCAGAGUAGCAGCUCACCAGGGCAGCUACAUCGUCUGGGCUCCACAGGUUCAGACCGUCAUCUGAGCUCGAGAGAAAGUCCGCGGCCCAGUGGACAGGACCCCAACCUGUGGACAGUGGAGGAUGUCAUGCACUUCAUCAGAGACAUUGACCCUCAGCUCGGACCACAUGCAGACCUCUUCCGCAAACACGAGAUCGAUGGAAAAGCUCUCCUUCUGCUCCGAAGUGAUGUCAUGAUGAAAUAUAUGGGCCUGAAAUUGGGGCCCACUCUCAAACUCACCUUCCACAUUGACAAACUGAAACAGGACCGUUGAGCUAUAUGGCACUUGAACCAGUCUCUCUUUCUGGCCCUCGACCUCUACACCUUCCAACACAUUUCAGGAUUCACGGGGUUGUAAUGUGAUCAGUUUUGGAUAAAUAUAUGGGCCUGAAAAUGGGGCCCGCCCUCAAACUCACCUUUCACAUUGACAAACUGAAACAGGGCGUUCAGCUCUAUGGCACUUGAACCAGUCUCUCUUUCUGGCCCUUGACUUCUACCCCUUCCAAAACAUUUAAAUAUGCACCAGGUUGUAAUGUGAUCAGUUUUUGAUACAUUUUAGCACUAUCACACCUGUUUUUUUUAUGGAUGAUGUCCUCUUGGUUGUUCUUGCUAACAGUUAUAUUAGUACCGUUACAAAACAUUUCAUAUGUUCGCGGCCCUGCCACAGCCUUGACUGAAACAGUACAGGGGACAGUAUGACAGUUGGCCUUGUUUUUUACAGUUUAAUGUUAUUGUAUAUUUUUUCAGCCUACUUCAAUAAGGGCAAAUUGAAUGUUUUUUUAUAUGAAGCUCAUUUUCUUCAAUUAACUUCAGAUAAACACUAGAACUCGCCCUCCAAGCUGGGGAUCACUCCAGACGGACACCUCAUCCAUAGACCAUUACUCAUCCGCCAUACUUUAUAGAUGUAAUGCAUAACAGAAUUACUGCCAUUAUACACUCUGCCUGUCUUUUAUAUCGUGUUGAUGUUUACAUUGUCUGUCUUCAUUGUUGUUUCUACUUUUGGAGUUUUUUCUACAAGUAGAGUACAUACGUUGAUAGCGUACUCGGUAAAUUUCAAAUAAAUAAUAUGAAGUCU
This is a messenger RNA of Xyrauchen texanus (razorback sucker), 3169 nucleotides long. Its product is annotated as polycomb protein SCMH1-like. Gene Ontology annotation, molecular function: protein binding. NCBI's taxonomy places the organism in Eukaryota, Metazoa, Chordata, Actinopteri, Cypriniformes, Catostomidae. Gene Ontology annotation, cellular component: nucleus. The record is from RefSeq and is a predicted model, not a curated record. Gene Ontology annotation, biological process: regulation of DNA-templated transcription.